UGCCACACCUUUCUUUUCGUUUUUGUACACAACACGCCUCCGAUCCCCCUGUGCAGUGAAGAAUGGAGAAGAAGCUGGGGUUUGGAUGCUGGGAAAAACUGCAGGCGAGCGGCUCUGCACCGUCCGUGAGGUUCGGCCACUCGACGGCUGUAGUGGGAGACUUUCUCUACGUGUUCGGAGGCGGUAGCUACAGUGACGGGGAGGAGACGGUCUACCACAACGAUCUAUUCACGCUCGACUGUGAGAAAUUGAUGUGGAGUUGUGUUGGACAAGAAGGCGAUGUCCCCACACCAAGAGAGGGAGCUAUCCUAGUAGCUGUAAGUGGGUCUCUCUAUCUCUAUGGUGGUACUGACAGAGAAGGCGCCACCUCCUGCGCUCAAGGUCUCUUUCUCUUCGACACAGUGAGCUGCGAGUGGACUAGACAGAGUACAAGCGGCUCUGCCCCCAAGGCAAUGAGCAUGUCCGGAGUCCUCUGCGACGGAAAGAUUGUCACGUUCGGUGGAGUCCUCUCGGGGAAGGGCUGCAGCCGUCCUACACUCUUGAGCUCUCGAGUCUUUGACGUGGAGUGAGGUCAGUGUCCACGAGAGACAGCCAAAACCUAGAUGUGACCACUCGUGUGCGGUGUUGGGAGGGAGUGUGUACGUCUGCGGAGGCAUGGGGAGCGACGAACUGUGGUUCAACGAUCUCCAUCGACUGGCUCUGGACCCCCUGGAGUGGAGGGAGGUGGAGCAGAGGGGGAAUCCCCCUCUCCCUCGCGACUACUCCACACUAGUCACCGUCAGUGACUGGUACCUGGUGUUGUAUGGUGGCAGCAGUGCAAUGAGUGGAAAUGAAGAGGUAUUUUCUGAUCUUCACUACAUUGACAUCACAUCAGGUCAGAUUACUGGGACCACUUCCAUUAUCACCCCAUCCCCCUUCCCUCUCCCUUCUUCCUCUCUUCUUCCCUUCCCUAACAAUAAUUAUAUCUCUCUGAAAGUGUUUCAGAUUUUCAUUGUUUAUUGUGCAUGCAUGCACCCUGACACACGGCAUAAAAUGUUUCUCUGUGAGGUAAUAUUGGCACUAAAAACGAAAAGGACUGGUUUGUAAGAGCAAUAGCCGAAGGUAAACGCUCCAUGGAAUUGUAUCUGUGUAUCUACUGUUCAGGGAGUCCAGAGUGGUGUUCGGUGGAGGUGGAGGGAGGUAACUCACCUCCUCCCAGAUACGGCCAUUCCAUGGUGGUGUGGACAAACAAGCUGCUCGUGUUUGGAGGACAA
This is a messenger RNA of Geodia barretti, 1253 nucleotides long. NCBI's taxonomy places the organism in Eukaryota, Metazoa, Porifera, Demospongiae, Tetractinellida, Geodiidae. The record is from the annotation of a GenBank genome assembly.